Molecule: messenger RNA, 257 nt
Organism: Gongylonema pulchrum
Lineage: Eukaryota; Metazoa; Nematoda; Chromadorea; Rhabditida; Gongylonematidae
Source: the annotation of a GenBank genome assembly
UUGAACAUCAUUUUCUUAGGAAAAAUACUCCCUAAACUAAGAAGGCGCUCGAUAACGAUUACCGAUCCAGCAGCGGGAAACACUGGAGAUGCUUGCAAACUCCACGAUUACGUGUUUCGAAUAGUACCGUCCUGUGCACCAGCUCUGACCAUUAGCGAACGGAACAACAACCUGGAUAUGACAAUUGCACAUGAGAUAGCGGCAAUCAAGGAUUCCAUCUGCGAGCUUAGGUUGUUUUCAGUCAGGCUGUUUUAGGU